Molecule: messenger RNA, 1627 nt
Organism: Desarmillaria tabescens
Lineage: Eukaryota; Fungi; Basidiomycota; Agaricomycetes; Agaricales; Physalacriaceae
Exons: 8
Coding region: 112-1515 (467 amino acids)
Source: RefSeq, a predicted model, not a curated record
GCUUCGUUCCUAAAUCAAACCAAACCAUAAAGGGUCAGGCAAUGCGUAUAUGUUUGACCGGUAUCGUUCUUUUGACAUCGAGCAUUUUUGUUCUUCUUUGUGCCUGCCAGCAUGCUUUCACUCUCGAUUGCCAGCGCUGUAGCAUUCGUUGUAUACUGGGCUGGGUCACUCCUAUGGCGAUAUCUCAGGUUCAAGCACCUUAGAAAGCAUACUUGCAUACUUGAUCUCGAACAACUGGGAUUGUCUAGGAGCGCGGACCAGAAGAUCCAUGGUACAGCGGUCAUCUGUGGUGGAAGUCUCGCAGGUCUCUUGACUGCUCGUAUUUGCCAUGAUCACUUCGAUGAGGUCGUCAUUGUCGAACCGGAAGUAUGGGCGAACCGGCCGGAUGCUCAGCGCCAGGAUGUGUGGAAUCAGGAAAAUACCCGUUCCCGCAUUAUGCAAUACGAGUCCUUUCAUGCUACCAUGCAACGGUUCACCUUCAUGGCACUAUGCAAACUUUUUACAGACUUAACAAAAGAUUGUCAGGCAUCAGGUAUACUCGUUGGCCCUGCUGAUUAUCCGAUCUCGACAUGGGGACGAUGGUCGAAGAAACCUUAUAAACAGUAUAAUGGUGUCCUCCCUGACACAAUGUCUGCUAGCCGUCGUGGUUUUGAAACCCUACUGCGCCGCUUGGUCCUUGGCGGUCGUCACAAGAAUAUUCGACAAGUAAUUGGAACGGUUACCGGCGUCUCUCGCAGCACACCCAACCCUGAAUAUCUAGAUCGUGUGACAAUUCGUACGACCGCAGGCGCACAAGAAAUCAACGCCGCUUUGGUUAUCGAUUGCACCGGUGCGGCAUCUGUGGGUAUGAAAUGGCUGCGACGCGAAGGAUAUGGGCAGGCAGAAACGUAUCCCAGUGGAAAGCUCCCUUUGGACGACCUGAAAAUCACAUACGACCAAAAGGUCGUCUAUUCGACUCUCAAACUCCAUGUCCCGCCUGAACUGGGCAACAGGCUCCCCGGUCUUCCGGCAUCAUUCGAUAAAUGUGGGCUCAUUUAUGCUUGCAUAACCGACCCUAUGCUGGACUGCCGUACUAUAGCGCUUCAGCGUAUUGAAGGCGACUUUGUUCAAGUUGCCUGUACCGUUUUCAGCGCAGAUGAGCUUCCCCAAACACUUGAGGAGAUCAAGAAAUGCGCACAGUCAAUCGUUACUCGAGACCCCAUACCCCGGUGGAUUUUUCAGAUACUUGAUAUGCUAGAAGAGGCCAAAGACACCCUGACUUGCAGUCAGGUUACAUUUCCUGGGGCAAGUUACAUAAGGUUCGACAAGGCCGUCAAUCUACCACCAAAUUGGAUAGCUAUCGGCGAUAGUGUCAUGAAAACCAACCCUUUGUUUGGGCAAGGAAUCCUAAAGGCACUGAUGGGCGCGAUAUGCCUUAACACGCUGUUGCAAAAGCGCGACGUCACCGCUGAAAUCCCUCAGAACUUCUCGGCUAAUUUUUUCGAAAUGCAGGGCAAUAAGAUCUCGCCUAUCUGAUAAGUCUCUGAUCUCCUAUUUUAUGCUCGUUCAUUUAAACGUCAUCAUCAGGGAUGCAGACAAGGUUUGGGGUAGGUAUUGUUUUAACUGCCUGGAACGCAAAUUUAAUCGG